AUGGAUGGCCUCUCGACUGCUGCGAGUAUAAUCGCAGUAGUGCAACUCACGGCUGAGGUUACGAAAUACAUCAUCGGCGUCGCUGGGGCCUCAAAGGAUCGACAGCGACUGCUUGACGAAAUAUUAGCCUGCGAGGCUCUCCUCAUGCGACUCCGCGAUUAUUCCAAAGGAACUGAUAGACCCGAGAUUGAGGAUUGGGACGCUGACCAGACCAACACUGAUAGUGCCCAGACGUGGUCUGUCAAGGUCAGGGCCUUGGAGAGCGACAAUGCACCUUUGUAUCGUUUGUAUAAGAUUCUCGAUGCUGUCAAAACAAAACUGCAACCAGAUCACGGGAGCGGGAUCCAGAAAAUUAAGGCCGCCUUGAAAUGGCCAUUCGACGAGAAGGAAGUGGCAAAGCUCGUCGAUGCAUUUCAGCGCGAAAGAUCACUUUUGCAUUUUGCCAUGACACACGAAAGCACACAGCUGGUGAAACACAUCAAGGCAACCUCAGACGACAAUAGCAGACAAUUGACCAAUUUGGUCAGACUUAUCAAGAACAAAUCGGCUGAUGAUGAGCUUCGAGUCGCACGACUUGAUCGUAUCCUGACCGGCAUACAGCUUUCCAACCUCAACAUAGCCGAAGGGAUCGGGCAUCUUCAAAACAGUCAGAUGAGCGCUCGCCAGAAAGAAGUCCUUGACUGGAUGUCACCCGUGGACUAUGCCCCCCAACAAAGCGAUAAUUUCAGCCGGCGAGAGCCAGGAACUGGUGAAUGGCUGCUGGAAUCAGACGAGUACAAUACCUGGGUGAAAGGUGACAAACAAACAUUGUUCUGCCCUGGUAUUCCAGGUGCUGGCAAAACUAUCAUGGCAUCCAUCGUGGUCAAUUCAUUACUCGAAUCCUUUCAUUCCGAGAGUAACGUCGGAGUUGCAUACAUCUACUGUAACUUCCGUCGGCGCCACGAACAGAAAGCCAGUGACCUCAUUGCGAAUCUUUUGAAGCAGCUGAGUGAGAAUCAGCCUUCUCUGUUUAAGCCGGUAGAGGAGCUAUACAACAAGCGCAAGGCAUCUCGUACGCGUCCAUCGCUACAGGAACUUGGCCGUGUCCUGCAAGAGGUUGCCGCGACAUAUUCUCGCGUGUAUAUCGUCCUUGACGCUCUGGACGAAUGCGAGACCACCGACGGUACACUACCCAAUUUCAUCCAACAAGUACUUGACCUGCAGAGUGCAACAGGCACAAAUAUCCUAGCAACCUCUAGGUAUAUACCGGAGAUUAAGGAGAAGUUCAGAAAAGCCGUCUCUCUUAAAAUCCGCGCCAGUGAGCCGGAUGUGAGAAGAUACUUGACUGGUCGAAUGACUCAACUCCCAGUUUUUGUUCAGAACAAGCCGGAGCUGCAAGAAGAAAUCAAGACAAGGAUACUGGAAUCAGUCCAGGGGAUGUUUCUUCUUGCCCAGCUACACCUUGAUUCUCUUGUCGGCAAGAGAUCACCGAAAGCUGUACGAACUAUUCUCAAAGCUUUGCCAAGCAACUCAAGCACGUCGAAAGCGUAUGACAAAGCGUAUGGCGAUGCUAUGAAACGAAUAGAAGACCAGUUAACAGAUCAAGCGAUAUUGGCCAAAGAAGCACUCAUGUGGAUUUCAUGCGCCAGACGGUUGCUCAGUCCCGUGGAACUUCAACACGCCCUUGGCAUCGAAACAGACUCCACAGAUUUUGAUGAGGAAAAUCUGAGCGAGAUCCCCGACAUCGUUUCUGCUUGCGCUGGGCUGGUGACCGUUGACGAACAGAGCAACACUGUGCGACUAGCACAUUUCACAACACAGGAAUAUUUCGAGCGAACACAGGACCAGUGGUUCCCAAAUGCUGCUCAAGAAAUAACCGUUAAAACCCUGACAUAUCUAUCUUACGAUCUUAUUGUUGAUCAAGUCAGGACUGCUCGAAGUCCAAAACAUGACAUUAUGGUACAAAAGGCUGCAGAAAAGUCGGAUCCUGUUAUUAAUCAAUCGAAAGACGAAAAGCCAGGAUCGCCGAGUCCCGGUCUUGGUCGAUCGAAAAGCCAAGAUUGGAAGAUCAAGAACGAAGUUACGGAGAGCGACGAAGAUUAUGAUGUUAAGAAAAUGCUCCGAGAUUAUCCACUGUGUCGAUAUGCAUCAUGCCAUUGGGGUUACCACGCUCGCAACGUAUCGGAAAUGCCUGAUAUUGUGAAGAACUUUUUGUCAUCAGAGAAACUUGUCAAGGUGACUGAGCGUCUGAGAUAUGCUGGUGGAUUCAAUCCUGGGACCACUGGCCUUCACGAGGCGGCAUACUUUGGGUUCGAAGAGGCCGCAGAAUGGAUGUUACAAAGAUGCUCGAUCGACGCACUUGACUCUUAUAAUGUAUCGAUUCUGGAGAUGGCAUGUGGCCUUGGCCACCUUUCGCUCGCCGAAACACUUCUCAAGAAGGGGGCAAAUCUACGCGGGACGCCAAUUACAUAUGCAGCUCGACGAGGGCAGGAUACUAUCGUAACAUACCUAUUUCAAUAUGGCGCGCCACUGGAACCAGGUGCACUGGAGGCAGCUUUCAGACAUUUCAAGGAUUCCAAGAUAUCAAUCGACAAGGUGCAUAUGUUUCAGACACUGUUGGAACACGGCGCUGAUCCCAACAUAUUGAUUGACGAAACGUCGCGACCUCUGCAUCAUGCCACCUCGGAUAGGGUCGAGCCUCUCGUCCGAACUUUACUCGACCACGCGGCUGAUGUGAACGGACGAGACAAGGAAGGUCGAACAGCACUACACUUGGCGGUCGACUCCGAAAUGGAGUCAUUAGUACGACUCCUCGUGGACCGCGGAGCCGAAGUCAACGCGCAAGAUGAUCAAGGUCACACGCCACUUUAUCAUACCGCAGGGCGUGAUAUCGAUCCCAUCGUAAAAUUGCUGCUCGACCACGGUGCCAAUGCUAUCCUGCAAGAUAAGCAUGGACUUUCAGUGCCUCAUCUAGCUAUGGCCUCUUCGUUUGAGUGUCUCGUCCAGAGCUUUAUCGGUCGCGGAGAAAGCACAAAUGCCCACUGUGCAACUCACAAAACCCACUCGACGGCAGUCGCUAGUAAUUCUCUGAAGCCUGCGAUGCUUGAGGAUAAGCCGCAGAUGGUUUUUGAGGAAUACCCCUUGAUCGCCAUACAUGAGUUGGCGCUUUUUAGGUCUUUGGUUUCUUCAAUCUGGCCUUCACGCCGACCUCCAGGUAUCGCACAUAUGGAAGAGCAACUGGGCACGAUGCAAAUACGAAUGGAAUGGGAGUAUGAGCCGCUGAUCUGCUCAUUUCUCAAUCGCAUGCGUGAAAAGCGUGUCAUAACAGAUAAAUUCGAUGAAUCGCUAUACGACCAAGCUCUAGUUGGCGCCAGGCCUUUUGUUCAGGCAACGAUGUCCAAGGCCAAGGUCAAUAUACGAGAUUCGCAGGGUUACUCAUCAAUUUGCAUGGAGAACAUGCACGAGGCAUCACGCACUCUACAGAUGUAUUCACAGCAGCUCUCUGCUAUCGAAUUUCAUAGAGAAAUGGCACUCGCUCUUCUCGCCGAUUGUGCAGAACUAGCAGAGAUGCUAUGGGAAAACAAUGCGGCUAUGAAAGACUUUGACAGAACUCGAUACGGCGAGCUUAUGCUUGCAGCUCGAAAGGGCCAAGACUACAUUGACCAGAAACUACAUGAAAGCAGUGCAGUCGACACGACAUUGAACACUGGCAGUGGCGAAACCAUGACUUUUAUCAUUCAUCCCACUAAUGUAAGAUUACGGGAGCUACGGCAGAGGUUUCACAUUGACCUUAUACCGGAGCCUGAAGAAUCAAGCCCAUCUGGCCCCCAGCCGAAGCUCGUAGUCAACCUCCGACUGAUAUAA
This is a messenger RNA of Fusarium musae, 3843 nucleotides long. RefSeq lists its product as uncharacterized. Lineage: Eukaryota; Fungi; Ascomycota; Sordariomycetes; Hypocreales; Nectriaceae. Gene Ontology annotation, molecular function: protein binding. Bases 1 to 3843 code for a protein of 1280 amino acids. The transcript is spliced from 3 exons. The record is from RefSeq and is a predicted model, not a curated record.